Messenger RNA from Microthlaspi erraticum, 312 nucleotides. The record is from the annotation of a GenBank genome assembly. NCBI's taxonomy places the organism in Eukaryota, Viridiplantae, Streptophyta, Magnoliopsida, Brassicales, Brassicaceae.
AUGAUGAGGAGGAAUUGGAGCAGCUUUGUUGCAAAGAAUUGUCGGUCCUCUGGGUUCUUCCUUCAGUCUCGGCGAGGUUUCUCUUCCACAGCAUCUCCCGAAGAAGGUCAUUGGGAUUGGGUUCGUCCAGUUAUGUUUUUGUCGUUUUUGGCUGGAAUUGAUGGCUACAUUAUAGAUGAUGUUGUGAAUUAUAAGAAAAGCCGCAAAAAACUCAGGAAGAUCGAAGAAGAGUGUGAUUACUUCCAUCAGGUUUUUAUGGAGAAACAAGUUGAGUACAGGAAGCGAAGCAAGGAGAUAUUUGGAACUAACUGA